UUUCUUUAUUACGUUUUGGUCAUACUGCUUGGCGACCGACAAUUGCAUUAGAUUUAAAAUCAUUUCAUUUACUUAAGUGAAGCAUUAGUCAGCCAAAUUCGGGAAUUAAGAGAAGUCAGGAGAAGUCAUUCAGUGCACAGUCAGCCACAGAGGUUGACCCCAGAAACGGACAUCGCAACAGCUGUUCUGCCGCUGGCAAUCCGUAUGCCAAACUGGCACAUACAGGGAGCAGUAUGCGCCGCAAUAACUACCCAUAUCAGCCUCUGAACCAACAGCCAUCGGGACCCCAUCCAACAAGCCACGAUUCCUUGGAGGCGGAAAACGAACAGGCGGCGGAGGAGCUAAAACAGAAGAUCGGAGCCCUAAAGUCACUCACCAUCGAUAUUGGCAAUGAGGUGCGGUAUCAGGACAAACUAUUGCGUGGAAUCGACGACGAUAUGGAUCGAACGAGUGGUUUUCUGGGCAACACCAUGACUCGGGUGAUGCGUCUGGCUAAGCAGGGUGGUGGUGCCCGCCAAAUGUGCUACAUGUUUCUCUUCGUCCUGUUCGUUUUCUUCAUCCUCUGGGUGACCCUUAAAUUCAAGUAGUUGUUGCUAAUUUUUAUAAAAUAUAUACCUUCAGAUUUGUAUUGUUUAGUGUAGAAAAAUUGCAUUUUGCUUAAAAAGUCA
This is a messenger RNA of Drosophila eugracilis, 668 nucleotides long. It is a transcript of the gene Bet1, whose product is annotated as BET1 homolog. Gene Ontology annotation, biological process: endoplasmic reticulum to Golgi vesicle-mediated transport; vesicle fusion with Golgi apparatus. Gene Ontology annotation, molecular function: SNAP receptor activity. Lineage: Eukaryota; Metazoa; Arthropoda; Insecta; Diptera; Drosophilidae. Bases 234 to 587 code for a protein of 117 amino acids. Gene Ontology annotation, cellular component: Golgi trans cisterna; SNARE complex. The transcript has 2 exons. The record is from RefSeq and is a predicted model, not a curated record.